AUGCGUUUUCUAGCCUUCAUCGGGCUGUCCAUUGUCACGCUGGCGACUCAAAGCCAAGCGCAGGUCAAUCAGACCUUCCACAACCCGAUCUUGCCAGGCUGGAACUCAGACCCCAGCUGCACGUUUGUUAAGGAGUGGGAUGAUACCUUCUUUUGCACCACGUCCUCCUUCCUGGCCUUCCCUGGUGUCCCUGUCUACGCCAGCAAGGAUCUAGUCAACUGGAAGCUGGCCAGCAAUGCCUUGACGAAGCCGGACCAGCUGCCAGAGCUGUUCAGAAACUCGGGGCAAAGUGAGGGUAUCUGGGCUUCCACUAUCCGAUACCACGAGGGGACUUUCUACUUGAUCACAUCAUACGUCUCGUGGUAUGGAGGGUGGGGACCAAUCGUCCUACUCUUCAGAACCGAUGAUCCGUACGACGACUCUGCCUGGGAAGGACCGCUUCGUGUCGAGAACCCCGCCAACGACAUCGACCCAGACUUGUUCUGGGACUCUGGAAAGGUGUACAUGUCGGUUGCUGCUGGGAUAUACAUCAGUGAGAUCGACCUCACGACGGGUUCGGCCACAGAGCCCAUCAAAGUGUGGAAUGGCACGGGCGACCGCAACCCCGAGGGACCGCAUCUAUAUAACAAGGAUGGAUACUACUACUUGCUCAUCGGCGAGGGCGGCACGGAGACGAAUCACUCAGUUACCAUCGCGCGUGGAAAGGAAAUCGCAGGCCCCUACGAAGGAUUUGAGGGCAACCCGAUCCUGACAGCCAAGAAUACUGACGAGUACUUCCAAACCGUCGGUCAUGCGGACUUAUUCCAGGACGCUGUUGGAAACUGGUGGGGUGUGGCGCUGGCAACGCGCUCUGGACCAGCUUGGGAGAUAUUUCCAAUGGGCCGCGAGACAGUCUUGUACGCCGUAACGUGGGAUGAAGGAGAGUGGCCAGUCUUGGACAUGGUGAGAGGCACGAUGACCGGGCCGCUGCCCCCGACAAACAAGGACAUUCCGGGAGAUGGUCACUGGAUCGACGAGCCUGAUGUUGUCGACUUUACGCCGGGCUCUGCUCUGCCUAGACACUUCUUCUUCUGGCGCCCUCCGAAGGACUCACUCUUCGCCAUCUCCCCGGAAGGAAAUCCGAACACGUUGCAGAUAUCUCCCUCUCCAACCAAUCUAUCGGGUACUCCUGACUUCAACCCGAAAGAGGAUGGACUCGGAUUCAUUGCGCGGAAGCAAAGUGCUACCCUAUUCAACUACACCGUUGAUGUCGACUUCAAGCCCGAGGUUGAAGACGAAGAAGCCGGCGUCACGGUCUUCUUGACACAAGUGCAACACAUCGACCUCGGAAUCGUCAACUUGCCGGCUUGCUCCGGGACGAAGCUGAUUCCACGAUUCAGGUUCAGAGUUGAGGCCUCUGGAAAGCCCAACAUCACGGUGCCGGAAGAAGUCAUUAUUCCGGUGCCCAAGGAGUGGCGUUCGGAGAAGAUUCGUCUGACAGCGUCGGCGGUUAGCGACACCGAGUAUGUGUUCGGCGCUGCUCCAGCUUCAAGGCCCGAGGAGUAUCUGGAAAUCGGUUCCGCCAGCGGCUUGAUUGUUUCUGGUGGCAGUGGACCAUUCACUGGCACCAUAAUAGGAGCGUAUGCGACGAAUAAUGGCGGGGAGGGCAAGACUCCUGCGUACUUUAGCAGAUGGAGAUAUGAUCAGGUUGCGCAAAAGAUUGACGACAGCACACUGGUGCCUGCAAAGUAA
Messenger RNA from Colletotrichum karsti, 1731 nucleotides. RefSeq names its product xylosidase: arabinofuranosidase. The record is from RefSeq and is a predicted model, not a curated record. The transcript has 2 exons. Gene Ontology annotation, molecular function: hydrolase activity, hydrolyzing O-glycosyl compounds. Gene Ontology annotation, biological process: carbohydrate metabolic process. NCBI's taxonomy places the organism in Eukaryota, Fungi, Ascomycota, Sordariomycetes, Glomerellales, Glomerellaceae. The coding region runs from base 1 to 1731 and encodes 576 amino acids.